This is a messenger RNA of Miscanthus lutarioriparius, 1389 nucleotides long. NCBI's taxonomy places the organism in Eukaryota, Viridiplantae, Streptophyta, Magnoliopsida, Poales, Poaceae. The record is from the annotation of a GenBank genome assembly.
AUGGCCGCCGCGCCGGAGGGCGAGGGCCUCUUCGCUGACCCCGAGCCAUUCUCCCCGUCCAUCUUCCUCGACCUGCCCCCGACGCCCCGCCCCGAUGGCAACGGCGAGGUCCCGGCCUCGUCGGAUGACCUCGUCCUCCCCUUCAUCACGCGGAUCCUCAUGGAGGAGGACAUCAACGACCAAUUCUUCUACCAGUUCCCCGACCACCCCGUGCUCCUCCAAGCCCAGGAACCGUACGCGCAGAUCCUCUCUGACGCUGCCACGGCUCGCACCAACAGCGCCGCCUCGGUCUCCCCCGCCACCGUAUCGCCGUCCUCCUCCGACGACCCAGUCCAGCUCCUCAUGUCCCCGCCGUACCCCGAUACGGGACUGCACGGCUUCACCGAAGACGGUGUCGGCACCUUCUUCUUGCCCGCACAAGAUGGUGGCAGCCCGGAGUUUGAGCAGAGUCCGGCGCAAUUAAAGGCCACAACCUUGCCCGCCGGAGACGGGUCAGGGAGCCAGCUCUACAGGUCUCUCAUGGCUGAGCGCAUCCCGGUCGUGGAGUACCUCAAGGCCUACUGGUUGUACCUGGCAGCUUGCUGUUUCAAAAUGACGGCAUUCAGGUUCUCCAACAUGACAAUCCUCAAGGCCAUCGCUGGGAGGAAAAAGGUUCACAUCGUGGAUUACGGCGUGAAUUAUGGGGUUCUGUGGCCAAGUUUGCUAUACCGUUUGGCGAACUUGGAGGGUGGACCACCUGAAGUGAGGAUCACCGGCAUUGACCUCCCCCAGCCUGGAUUCCGCCCAGCUGUGCGGAUUGAGGAGACAGGGCGCCGGCUCAGCAAUUAUAUGCUCGUCAGCUCGGUGUCCCAUUCAAGUUCCAUGGUACUCAUUGUCAACAGUAUCAUGCUGUUUGGAAAUUUGAUGGACGAGGGGGUCGACAUCGAUAGUCCAAGCCCUAGGGAUAUUGUCCUCAGAACCAUUCGUAAGAUGCAACCAGAUGCAUUCAUCCUUUAUGUCAUGAAUGUCUCGUAUAGUGCUCCAUUCUUUGUAACACGUUUCCGGGAGGCGCUGUUCUUUUACUCUGCAAUGUUUGACAUGCUGGAUGCCACGGCUCCACGGGAUAGUCACCAGCGCUUUUUGGUUGAGCGGGGCCUCUUUAGGCAGUCUGCCCUGAAUGUUGUUGCCUGUGAAGGCACGGACAGGGUGGAGCGCCCGGAGACAUAUAAGCAAUGGCAGGUGCAGAACCACCGGGCAGGGCUAAAGCAGCUUCCAUUGGAUCCAGAUAUUGUAAAGACCUUGAGGGACAAAGUUAGGGAUCAGUAUCACAAGGACUUUAUCAUUGACACAGAUCAUAAUUGGCUUCUGGAAGGAUGGAAGGGACGCAUACUCUAUGCCAUGUCGACAUGA